GGCAUAGGUGCCUCUUCUGCCUCUGACCCGUGGCCCCCUCUGUCGCCCGACCCGAAGCAGCGCUCCUCCGGGCCUCGCCGAGCGGGCGCCCGCGGCCUGCGGCUCCGAGCGCCUCGAGGCGCCUGUCUCCGAGCUCGCGGGCGCGGCGCCGCCGCUGGGCGACUGCCCCGUGCUCUUCACCGGGCUGGGCGCCCUGGGGGCCUCGGAGGCGGCGCCGGCGUGGGAGCUCGCGUGGCGCGACGGGGCCCUGGCCUGGACGUGGGAGAGCCUGGCGCAGAGGCACGGGCCCCUGGAGGUGCCGCUGCGCAGCGUGGGCAGCGCGCUCCUCGCGCAGUUCUCCCACGCGGAGCUCCCCGACGCGCGGGCGCCACAUGCCCCGCGCCGCCCGCUGGCGUCGGGCGCCGCGCGCCUCGCGGACUUCCUGGAGAGGGCGCGCGGCGGAACCUCUCGCGGGAGCAGGUGUUCGUGGUCGGCCAGGCGGAGGCGGCGGCAGUCGGGCAGAUGGAGCAGGACUUCCCCCGCCCCCCUGCGCUGCGCGGCUGGAAGAACGCGGUCCUCUCCAUCGGUGCCCACAACGCCUCGGCGGCCUUCCACACCCACCACGCCGCGUGGCUGGCGACCGUCCGCGGUCGGAAGCGGUGGUACCUCUACCAGCCCAGCACCGUGCCCUUCGGCGUGGACGAGCGCUACAUGAGCUCGAGCUGGUGGGAGGUCGCGGAUGCUCGCGUCGGCCAGUGCUCGCAUGCUUCGGUCUCGGACGAGAGUUGCCAGCAGUUCCCGCCCCCAGUCGUUUACGACGUCGCCGAAGGGCAGGCUCUUUACGUCCCGAUGGGCUGGUGGCACGGCACGGUCAACGUCGGCGCCACCAUUGCCGUCGGGACUCGCUGCAGGGCUCCGCGACCAUGAAGGACUACAAGCGCCUCCUGCAGGCCUUCCCGCGCACGCCCCACGCGGAGGUCUCCCUCGCCCUGCGCCUCGCCGAGCGCGCCGGCCGGCGCGGCGAGCCGCCGCCCCCGCGCAGCCUGGAGCUGUCGUCCCGCGCCGCAGACAGGGGCACAACCCGUACGACUUCUACGCCCGCGCGCAGCGGAUGAGCAUGCUGCUGAGCGAUGGCGUCAGCAGAGGGCGCGCGGAGCCGCGGGUCGUGGAGGUCAAGGCAGAGAUGCAGAGCGCUCUGGACCUGCUGCGGUCGCUGCGCAGCUCCGGAGUGCUGGCGGCAGAGGACCGGGCAGCCUACGCCCUUCAGACCCUGGCGAUCCUGGUCUACGAGGCCCCGGCGUACGCGGUGCCAGACCUGCGGGCAGCCGGGAUGUUUGCCUCCGCCGCCGAGCUGUACUCGGAGGCUCGGCGGCUGGUGCCCGGGAGCACGCAGAACCUGAUGCGGCUGGCUGGCGCCUACAGCGAGUUCAACAAGACUGCCAGCGUGGUGAUCCGCGGACUGAUUGCAAAGCUCGACCCUCAUGACGACACCACACACGUCAACUUGCUCACUCAGCUCAUGCUUUCGGGCGCCAGCGAGGGGAAACUCGAACAAGAACUGGACGCGGUGGAGUCGGCAUUGUCGACCGACCCUGAGGUCUGCCCCCUGAGGCUGAGCCGCGUGCUGCAGAAGGCCACCCCGCCUGCUGGCCAUGCCCUCCACACCUUGGUCCGAAAGCGCAAGGAUCGGGCGACGAGAACCACGGGCAUGCACCGAUACCGGCCAGGUCAAUCCUGGGCCCAGGGCCCGUGCAGAUCAUCCAGGGUCCGGCCCCCCUUCCAAUGCUGAGGGGCUCAGCCUCCGACUCCCCGUGGGUGUGGUGUGGUGCUGGCGUGCCCCCUCCCCCCAUCCUUUGG
Molecule: messenger RNA, 1836 nt
Organism: Prorocentrum cordatum
Lineage: Eukaryota; Dinophyceae; Prorocentrales; Prorocentraceae
Source: the annotation of a GenBank genome assembly